UUGCUUUUCUCAGAUCAGGUAUUUUUCAUCUGAUGCAUGUGUGACAUGAAGGUCAUGUUGCUGUUCAAGCAGACUAGAGAGAAUUUAAUUACAAGUAAAACAGUCAGAGGAAAGCAGAAAGCACUGGAAUUAAAGCUGACUGCAAUUAACAUAUUAGUGUAAUUUUCACUGUCAUGAUAGCAGUGUGGAUAGUCUAAGUCUAUGAUAUCUAUAUCAAUAUUUGAAGUAUUGCUUGUGAAAUCAUUAUCAAAAGAUGUUUGAUUCAUGUAGGAAACAGGAACUUUUUGAGUUUGUAAGUUGCUAUAAUCACUGAUAAUUGGUAAUGUACAUUAAAGUGAUAUCAAAGUGUUCAUGAGGUUAACUACUCUAUGCUGAACUUCAAAAUAUUACUGACCUUGGUAUGGACAGGCACAUAAAAUUAGCUAGAAAUGGCCAUUCUGAAUUUCUAGCAAUACUGUGAGAUGUUGAAAUCAGUAGGGUGGUAGCAUUUUUGAAGGUCGGGUCUGGGCAAGCAGGUUAAAUUGGUUUUUUCUUCAGUAGUGGGAAGAAAAAGACAUUCUCAAAGGGUGUUAUUUUCCCAGAUGUAAUGGAUGUGAGAGAUGAUGGGUCUCCAGCCAUCUUCUCAGUGCAAUUCUGCCAUCUGUCACUUGAGCAGGGAAAAGUGUUUAAUGAGCCUUUAAUGGAACUUGGUGAUUUCAAGCCCUUAUCAGAGACACUGUGUUGAUUCAGGUACCUGUGAUCAGCUGCACUGCUGCUGUCCAUGCUCCUCCGGAGGAAGGGUGUCCCUUUCAGGGGUGCACCUGGGGACAGACACUGGGCUGGGAGACCUCCAUGCUGCCAGAUGUUCUGCAGCAGCUGGUCUGGGCCUGUUGAUCUUGACCAGCUGAUGCUCAGCACUCAGGAGCAGGUCUGGGCUCCUGGGGGCAGGACACCACCCUGAGAGACGCUGCAACAUUUGGAGCCAAACUUGAUUUUGAUUUGGGCUGCAGUCUCUGCUGCUCUGUUGUCUGUAGACUGUGGUGUGGUAGCCAGGCAUCCCAAGCUGCCAGGUUUUAGCUCCACUUGCUUCCCACAGAGCCUGUUUCACACACAGUUCCACCUAAACCCCUGUUGAGUGCUAUUCUACACCCUUCUGGUAACAGUGUCAUCUUUAUUGAGUGUAUAAAAACCUAAAUCUAAGAUGGAUGCAAAAAAGUAGUAUCAUUUUCCUUUGAACAUAAGUAAAAUAGCAAUAAUAAUUUGAUGUUAUUUUUAAUUACCAGCUAAUUGUGGCAUCUGGCUAAUGAGACUGUGCAGAAUACAUUGCAGUAAUGUGGAAGUUCAGGAGUUGAUUAAAUCAGAGAAGUCUAAACCCAGCAGAAGCUCUUCCCUAUUUACUCACUUGUAGACAAAACCCUCUCUUCACACAUUUGUGUAGGAGCUCUUAGAAGUCUGAAAACAUUAUCACAUUGCCAUAAGAGUAACUCCAACAGUCUCAAGUCUUUAUUUCAGAGCCAGUGAUGCUUUUAUUCUCCAAAAAAGUCCUCAUGCAAAGUGUUACACAGCUGUCAUGCUAGCAGAGCUUGAUGGAAAUGACACAGUGAAGAGAGCCCUCAAACACUGUUCAGCAGAGUUGAUUUUAGCUCUGUGGAGUAGCAGCAGACUGCUCUUUGAAAUAGCAAUCUCAUUUCAAUUUUAAAUGUAUUAUUGUAUCUUGCUUGUGAUAGUAUCACUGCACUAUUGUAGAGUUGCUGAGCCAUCUUGAGAGAGCAGCUGGAAGGGUUUGGUGGGAUGGGAGGCUGGGGCUCUGCACACCCUUCUCACUCUGUCCAGGACUGUGGGUGAGUGUAGGGGAGGUUGGAUGUUGUCACUGGGGGGUUUCUUACAGUGCCAGUCCUUGGGAUGGGCUGCCAAGUGGAAAUCAGCCUUGGGUUGACAACUCUUCAGAAAUUUUGUGAGUGCUAGUUAAAAGUGAUUGGUUCAAAGUGAUUAAACGUGCAUGAGUUUUGUUGGAAAUGCCUCUUUGUUUGCUGCUGUUAGUGCAUUAGUGGUGUGCAAAGGGAUUUUUAUUAUUUUAGUUGAACAGUGGAAUUUUGUGAGUUUUUUUCUUUUUUCCACUAGAUGGCCCAAGCACGCUUCCAAGUACCCCAUGAGAACUGAAACUUGAUUCAUUUCUCUUCUAACUGAAGUAAAAACUCUACAUUGAGAGGCACAUACCAACCUGUGUGAUGCUUUGUGUUUGUUUAAAAUACAAACACCUAUCAACCAAGAGAGUGUUGGUCAAUGGAAGGAAUAUGCAGUAAUGAAAGAUGUCACUAGUAGAUUUGGGAAAGAAACUUUUAGAAGCUGCACGAGCAGGUCAAGAUGAUGAAGUUCGCAUUUUGAUGGCAAAUGGAGCACCUUUCACCACAGACUGGCUGGGAACAUCUCCACUUCAUCUAGCAGCACAGUAUGGACAUUACUCCACCACAGAGGUGUUGCUGCGGGCAGGAGUGAGUCGGGAUGCCAGAACCAAAGUGGACAGAACUCCAUUACAUAUGGCAGCAUCAGAAGGCCAUGCCAGCAUCGUAGAAGUCUUACUUAAGCAUGGUGCUGAUGUCAAUGCCAAGGACAUGCUCAAAAUGACUGCACUUCACUGGGCUACUGAACAUCACCACCAAGAAGUUGUAGAACUCUUGAUAAAGUAUGGAGCAGAUGUUCAUGCUCAGAGUAAAUUUUGCAAAACGGCAUUAGAUAUUGCAGUAGACAAUGGAAAUGAAGACAUUGCAGAAAUAUUACAGAUUGCAAUGCAGAACCAGAUCAAUACGAACCCCGAGAGUCCGGACACGGUGACGAUACACGCAGCCACGCCGCAGUUCAUCAUCGGGCCUGGAGGGGUGGUCAACCUGACAGAUGAAACAGGAGUGUCUGCUGUACAGUUUGGAAAUUCAUCAACAUCAGUAUUAGCUACGUUGGCAGCUUUGGCAGAAGCAUCAGCUCCACUGUCUAAUUCUUCAGAAACACCAGUUGUGGCCACAGAAGAAGUUGUGACUGCAGAAUCUGUGGAUGGGGCCAUUCAGCAGGUGGUCAGUUCUGGAGGGCAGCAGGUUAUUACCAUAGUUACAGAUGGCAUUCAGCUGGGCAACCUGCAUUCCAUUCCAACCAGUGGCAUAGGGCAGCCCAUCAUUGUCACCAUGCCAGAUGGGCAGCAAGUGCUAACAGUUCCAGCAACAGACAUUGCUGAAGAAACUGUAAUAAGUGAAGAACCGCCAGUGAAGAGACAGUGCAUUGAGAUUGUUGAAAAUCGUGUGGAGUCUGCAGAAAUAGAAGAAAGAGAAACUCUUCAGAAACAGCUGGAUGAGGCAAACAGAGAAGCACAAAAAUAUCGUCAGCAGCUUCUAAAGAAGGAACAAGAAGCAGAGGCCUAUCGGCAGAAGUUAGAGGCAAUGAACCGCCUCCAGACUAAUAAAGAAGCUGUUUAAUAAAAAAUGAACACACUGCAAAGCCUGUUACUUUCAAAAACCUGCAGUACAAUCUUGAACUGUACACUAUAUAGGUACAGCCAUGGGAUUUCAUGAUAGAGAAGAUGCUACAAGUUGAUAACUGGACUUAAGCCGUGAGCUCUGAUUGAUUUCUUGUAACAUAAAAACUCUGAAUUUAGAAAUUGUGAAAAGUAUUUAAAAUUAAAUACUGUAAAUAGUUGGUUUUUUUACAGUUUCAAAAUGAGUUGAUAAAUCUUUUUGAAGGGAUCCAGAAACAUGAAAAGCCAAUGUUUUUGUGAAAUUUUUGAUUUUAGUAUGAAUCUAACUUCUGAAAAACAGAACAGUUUUAAGGGUGAUGUUGAUUUAAGCUGACAAUUUGAAAUUUGAUUAUGUGACAAAAUUAAUUAACAGUUAUUUCUACAUGAUAACAGCUCAACUUCUCUGAAUAAGACAUUUCCAGGUGGAAAUCUUUGUACAGCUUUAAGUAGUUGUCUCAGAUUCUCUGAAAACCAUUUUUGGUUUUUUUUUUUAUUUUAGGUGGUGAAAUUUUUAUAUUUAAUUUCAGAUAUAUCCAAGUAGAUUUACAUGUAUAUGAAGCUAAUAUUUUUUAAACUUUUCAGUUUGUACAUAUGCUGCAUGUUUUUAUAAUUUCUACACAUACAUCUUGCAUAGGUAUUUUUCAGCAAAGAUGAGAAAAAUUAUGAGAAAAAUGUUUAGCCUAUAGGUCAUUUGAAGUAAGCUAGCAGCCAGUUUUAUUGUGGAUGGUAUAUUUCUUGGAAGAAUGUAAUUUGUAAUUAAGGAGAACAAAAAAGUAUUUUAAUUUACAUAUUAAGAGGCAAAAUUUGGUAGUGGAGGCGUCAAAACUUCACUUUGUGUGUCUUAUGAUUUUCCUGUACAAACAUUUUAAAGUUCAGUAAUGAAUAGAAAGGAAUGUCUCCACUGGAACACAAAUAGUAGCUAUUUUAGACUGUCCCUGUUGGUCUCUCUUCCCCAAUAGCCUUGAAAUGACUUCAGUGAUACAUUUUUUUAACGGACUUUUGCAUUUUAAUUACGCAAUUGGAUGAGUAAUUUUUUUUAUGUUGUAGUGAUGCUCUUCCUAGCCAGCAUCAUUGUUCCUCACUGUGAUACUGUGUUUGUGUGUGUCUGUGCAGUGAUCUAUUAUGCUUAAAAUUUAUAUGGCACGUUACAUCUUCAGAGCAUUGUAAAAUCUUUUAAAGAACCCUUACUGCUCUGCCUGAGGCAGGUAAGUGAGUGUUACUGUCUCAAUUUUUAACUGGUUUAAGUGCAACAUGAGGGAGUUAAAUGACUGGCUUACCACCACGUGAACCUGUGGUCACCUGGGAAUGGAUCUCAGGAGUUCCUGGCUUCUAGUCCUGUGCUUAGACUGAGCUGCCUUAAGAUUGUUCAGUGCUGUGUUACAUUAAAUUUUUGAACUACUGUGCAGAUCCGUUUUUUGUAAGAUAAAACUCUUUGUGCUUUGCUUUGUUGUUCCAUGUUCACUGCUUUUAUGGAAUUGUUUAUAUAAACUUAAGCAAAAUGUCUGGUUUAUCUAUACUGUACACGGAAGAAUUACCCUUAAAACUGUACUCUGGCCUACUUUUUCUAUUUUACAAUUAAAUAUCUUU
Zonotrichia leucophrys gambelii is the source of this 5065-nucleotide messenger RNA. RefSeq names its product GA binding protein transcription factor subunit beta 1 (gene GABPB1). NCBI's taxonomy places the organism in Eukaryota, Metazoa, Chordata, Aves, Passeriformes, Passerellidae. Gene Ontology annotation, biological process: positive regulation of transcription by RNA polymerase II. The record is from RefSeq and is a predicted model, not a curated record. Gene Ontology annotation, cellular component: nucleus. The coding region runs from base 2289 to 3440 and encodes 383 amino acids. Gene Ontology annotation, molecular function: transcription cis-regulatory region binding; protein binding. The transcript has 9 exons.